AUGCUCCGUCCUGCACUGUCCUGUGAGCGCUCAGUCAGUACCACAGCCGCGCACACACACACACACACACACACAUACACAUACUCGUGGUGGAUGUAUUCAUGCCUCUCUCCAGAUAUUCUCUGACAACUGCGAUCGCUUAAGCCCGGAUUUUACUGCUGCACAAGACUCACGGACUGAAGCCAAGAACUGAAAUCCAGCAGUCGCUCUUCAGCAUCGCUCUUCCUUUCAUCCCCACCUGACGUUUGGCCUCUGUCACUUCUUCCAGUCUCUCGCUCUCUGUUUCUCUCUCCACUCACCCCCCCACCCCCCUCCUGACCCUCAGCCUCCCUGAUGCCUAAGAACAGCAAGGUGAUACAGCGCGAGCAGAGCCAUGAGCACGUCACGGAGUCGGUGGCUGACCUGCUCGCACACGAGGAGCCGCUCGACUACAAAAGCAGCUCCCUGAACGUCGGAGGGGCUGCGGGGAAGAAAGUCCCUCAGAUAGAGGUCCCUGAAAACGAUGGGCGACCCGCCUGGAACAGCAAACUGCAGUACAUCCUGGCCCAGGUGGGCUUCUCUGUGGGCCUGGGGAAUGUGUGGCGCUUCCCUUACUUGUGCCAAAAGAAUGGAGGAGGCGCCUAUCUGGUUCCCUACUUCAUCCUCCUCCUCAUUAUUGGCAUCCCUCUCUUCUUCUUGGAGCUGGCAGUGGGUCAGAAGAUCAGGCGUGGAAGUAUCGGGGUGUGGAACUACGUCUGUCCCCGCCUGGGUGGAAUAGGAAUGUCAAGUCUGAUGGUGUGCGGCUUUGUGGGUCUCUACUAUAAUGUGAUCAUCGGUUGGAGCAUUUUCUACUUCUUCCAGUCCUUCCAGUAUCCUCUCCCAUGGAGUGACUGCCCAAUCAGAAAGAAUGGGACACUUGCCAUUGUGGAGCCAGAAUGUGACAAAAGCUCGGCUACGACCUAUUUCUGGUACCGGCAGACUCUGAACACGACCAGCACCAUCGCAGAGAGCGGCGGCCUCAACAUCAAAAUGACCCUGUCUCUGCUGGUAGCCUGGAUCAUUGUCUGCCUCGCCGUCAUUAAAGGAAUCGCUUCCUCUGGGAAGGUGAUGUACUUCAGUUCUCUUUUCCCCUACGUGGUGCUGUUCUGUUUCCUGGUCAGGGGUUUAAUGCUGAAGGGCUCCGUAGAUGGUAUCGCUCACAUGUUCACUCCCAAGUUGGAGAAGAUGCUGGAGCCGCAGGUGUGGAGGGAGGCCGCCACCCAGGUCUUCUUUGCCCUCGGUCUGGGUUUUGGAGGAGUCAUUGCCUUCUCCAGUUACAACAAGAUUGACAACAACUGCCACUUUGACGCCGUGCUCGUCUCUGUCAUCAACUUUUUGACCUCCAUUUUGGCCACACUGGUUGUGUUUGCUGUGUUGGGCUUCAAGGCCAACAUCAUGAAUGAAAAGUGUGUUGUGGAGAAUGCAGAAAAGAUCCUGGGAUACCUCAACUCCAACGUCCUGAGCCACGAUCUUAUUCCUCCACAUGUGAACUUUUCCCAUCUCAGCACGUCAGACUACGCUGAGAUGUACGGGGUCAUUAAAACGGUCAAAGAGGACAGCUUUCCCCAGCUGGGUCUGGAGCCUUGUGUUCUGGAGGAUGAGCUGAACAAAGCUGUCCAGGGCACCGGCUUGGCCUUCAUCGCCUUCACAGAAGCCAUGACGCAUUUCCCAGCAUCUCCCUUCUGGUCAGUCAUGUUCUUCUUCAUGCUCAUCAACCUCGGUCUGGGCAGCAUGAUCGGCACCAUGACCGGCAUCACCACACCUGUCCUCGACGCCUACAAAGUCCAGAAGGAGCUUUUUACAGUGUGUUGCUGCAUCAUCGCUUUCUUAUGCGGCUUGUUGUUUGUUCAGCGGUCGGGAAAUUACUUUGUCACCAUGUUCGAUGAUUAUUCGGCCGGUCUGCCUCUCACUGUAGUGGUCAUCCUGGAAAACCUGUCCGUUGCUUGGAUAUAUGGCACCAAAAGGUUCAUGCAGGACCUGGAGGACAUGUUAGGUUUCCGACCUUGUAUUAUCUAUUUCUACCUUUGGAAGUACGUCUCCCCUCUCUGUCUUAUCGUUCUCAUCUCAGCCACUGUCAUCGAGAUGGCCAUCAGCCCACCAGGAUACAACGCCUGGGUUCAAGACCUGGCUCAGGAACGCUUCCAGAGCUAUCCUCCCUGGGCUCUGGGCAUGUGCUUCGCUCUUAUCAUUGUGGCCAUGCUUCCGCUCCCUGUUGUCUUCAUCGCCCGACACUUCAACUUGAUGUCAGACGGCUCUAACAAGCUGUCCGUCUCUUACCGUAAAUCUAUGAUGAAGGACAUAUCCAACCUUGAGGAGCAGGAUGAGGCUAGAUUCAUCCUUGGAGGCAAACCAGGCGAGGCCCCAUCAUCAGGGCCAGCACGCAAACCCUUCCUGACACCUGGAGGAAACAAACCCAUGGACUCCCUGUCUCCAAACAUCUGCUAUGGUACUAGCUACCAAAAUGCUGCCAUAAGCCCCACCACACCAACUACACCAAGCACACCUCUCACACCAGAGUCUGACUCUUGACUGUUGCCCAGCCUUGACAGACUCCCCUCUGACCACCCCUGUAGCACAACCUUACCCAUGAGGUCUCCACUGGAGCUAGCGCAGCUCCAGGAAUCCUCACCACUGCCCUGCCACAAAACUGUAAGUAGCCACCCAAUUUAUGAGCACACGCUUCAAAUAUAACACAAAGGAACUUCAUGAGAAGAUUUCCAGAAUGUUCCUGAGCAUCUGGAAGUUAGAAAACUGGAGAAAAGGGACACAUUUCACUCCUUUACAAUAAACGAAACUGUGGAAUCAGGUUGAGAUUAACAGUGACAAACUACAUCUGUAUAUAUUUAAAAACAUCAGGUUUAUGUGCUCAGAAUGAAGUUCUGUCAUCUGAUUUUCUUUGCCUUAGUUUAAGGAUCCCCUAGCAGACGCCAAACCCAUAGAAUAAGGAAAACGUCUGCACAGUGCAGGCAGUGUGAAAGAAUGAAUGUAGUAGAGUUUGUGAGGUUCUGCUGGUUUCCUAUGUAGCAAUAAUGGGUGUCAAAGCCAUGUACCACUUAAUACACAGCAAGUUUUCUUUAUAUUAGAUGUUAUGCAGUCGACAAGGUGCAGCUGAAAAGUUCCAAAACCAUACCUGAUUCAAAUUUGGACAAAUUGUUCUUCAAGGUCAUGCUCAGCACAGCUGUGGGAAGUCCCAUUUUCACUCCACACUGUGAAUUCAAGUCACAACUAAACUCUACUGUAAUGUCCUGAGGUGUCUGAGGAAGACAUUCACAGCAAACCACCUGACCUGUGGUGUUUGCCGCUGUGUGCUGGCACACAAGGAAACAAAAACAACACCCUACUCUGUAUGUUUAAGAAAAUGACCUUAAAGGAGGGCACUUCCAAAUUAAGAUCAGGUAACGUUUUUGGUCACAGACUUGCAGCUCUGUUCUGAUGCCGUGAGAUUUGUUUUCAUAGGACUAUGCUUUGUAAAAUAUGGUAAGACGACUCUAAAGGCACCCGUUUAUGUUCCAAUCAGACCCCACAUCCACCUCCUCCUGUAAUUUGCGUGUAGAGUCUAUUGUUGUUGUUCAUUUUGUAAAAACAUUAAAAGGUGUAAAAUCA
Oreochromis aureus is the source of this 3621-nucleotide messenger RNA. Its product is annotated as sodium-dependent neutral amino acid transporter SLC6A17-like. The transcript is spliced from 12 exons. Gene Ontology annotation, biological process: L-leucine transport; sodium ion transmembrane transport; alanine transport. Gene Ontology annotation, cellular component: plasma membrane; synaptic vesicle. Lineage: Eukaryota; Metazoa; Chordata; Actinopteri; Cichliformes; Cichlidae. Bases 334 to 2547 code for a protein of 737 amino acids. The record is from RefSeq and is a predicted model, not a curated record.